Molecule: messenger RNA, 2179 nt
Organism: Anoplopoma fimbria (sablefish)
Lineage: Eukaryota; Metazoa; Chordata; Actinopteri; Perciformes; Anoplopomatidae
Product: collagen alpha-1(XXV) chain
Source: RefSeq, a predicted model, not a curated record
AGUCACUGUACGUGAACGUCGCAGGAACGCAGGAACAUUCACGUGUAGUUCAAUGGAGGCAAGAGGAGCAUCCAAGUGCGUGGAAAAGAUGGAGAAAGAAGUGUCGUCUCAGAAGCGACAGUAUUGCCGAGCGACAGUGCUGAACGUUAUCUCGUCGUUGUGCUCAGUGGCGUCCAUCGCCUUUUGCAUUCUCCUGAGCGUUAACACAGCUGAUGUCAAGAACCGGGUUGUGGAUUUGGAGGGUGGGAAUGGCGAGCACACCUUGAUCCGCGCUCCUGGCUACUCCAUGGAUGAUUUUAAUUCGUUGAUUGACCAACGAGUGGAUGAGGCGCUCUCUCAGCGCUCCUAUGAAAAUUUUGUCAAGAUUCGGACUGCAAGACAAGCAUCACCUGAAUGCAACUGCCCUCCAGGACCUCCGGGAAAGCGAGGACGAAGAGGCCGUAAUGGAGAGCCUGGACCUCCUGGCCCUUCAGGUACCAAGGGUGAAAAGGGGGAUCAAGGCGACCAGGGACCACGGAUGGUCUUCCCUAAGAUCAAUCAUGGCUUUCUUUCCGCUGACCAGCAGCUCAUAAAGCGACGGCUCAUUAAGGGAGAUCAAGGGCAAGCCGGGCCUCCAGGGCCUCCAGGGCCACCGGGCCCUCCUGGGCCGAGGGGGCCUCCAGGGGACACAGGGAAAGAUGGACCCAGAGGUGUACCCGGUCUGGCAGGUGAUCCAGGGCAGCCUGGAGAAACAGGAAUAAUGGGACCUGAAGGGCCACAAGGGGAGAAAGGUUCCCUCGGGCCUCCUGGCAACCCAGGUGUUGAUGGACUGAAGGGGGAUGUUGGCAUCCCAGGAUUGGACGGUGUCCCCGGAGCCAAGGGUGAAAUGGGAGAGCGAGGUGAAAAGGGCGAUAUGGGUGAAGAUGGACCGAAAGGUGAUAUAGGGGAGAAGGGAGAUGCAGGCUCCUCUGCAGCAGGCAUCAAGGGUGAACCUGGAGAGCCUGGACGAAGUGGACUAAAGGGAGAGCCAGGACUUCCAGGGCUGCCUGGACUCCCAGGGAUAAAGGGUGAGCCUGGAUACCUCGGCCCCCAGGGAGAGCCAGGGCUUCCAGGACUCCCAGGAACUAAGGGAGAGAAAGGCGACCACGGGCCACAAGGGAAGGGUGAGAGAGGAGAACUUGGACCCCUUGGACCAAAGGGUUCACAAGGAGAGUCUGGUACACCCGGUCCUAGAGGCUCAAAGGGGGAGACUGGAGAUAAAGGAGAAAUUGGAUCUUCUGGCCCGAAGGGCCCUCCUGGACAGAAAGGAGACCAAGGAGCCACUGAAAUCGUUGACUACAAUGGAAACAUUCAGGAGGCUUUACAGAAGAUAACCACAAUAACAGUAACGGGUCCUCCUGGACCUCCUGGGCCAAUCGGACCAGCGGGUAUAAAGGGGGAUCGUGGUAUGCCCGGUCUACCUGGACUCGAUGGUGAAAGAGGCUACAAAGGUUCCAAAGGUGACAUGGGAAUGCCUGGAGCUUCAGGGGAGAAAGGAGCAACCGGUUUAACAGGCCUACCUGGUGUCAAUGGCGUAAAAGGGGAUAAGGGAGAUUCAGGUCUGCCUGGUCCUCAAGGUUCUUCAAUCGUCGGCACUCCAGGGUCAACAGGGCCCCAUGGACCCCCAGGACCCAUGGGCCCCCAUGGUUUCCCUGGACCAAAGGGGGAACCUGGUUUGCAUGGUGUGAAGGGUAUUCGAGGAGAAUCGGGCCACAAAGGGGAUCGUGGACCACUGGGUCUCCCGGGAGCCUCCGGCUUGGACGGCAAGCCCGGAAUUAGGGGCAUGGACGGGCCUACGGGUCCAGCUGGUCCAGCUGGACCAAAGGGUGACAUAGGUGAGAGAGGAGCACAAGGCGAACCAGGACCGAGGGGACCUUAUGGACUACCUGGAGCUACUGGAACACCGGGCUUGGAUGGGUUGCAAGGCUUAAGGGGAGAGAAAGGCGACGUUGGGGAAAGAGGAGAAAAGGGGGAGAAGGGAAAGAAGGGCAAAAAAGGGCCUAAGGGCGAGAAAGGAGAACAGGGUGCCCCUGGAUUAGAUGCACCCUGCCCAUUGGUAUGUCCCAAGCUGGAAAAUCGCCCCCAGCCGCGUAGAGCAGUGGUUCCCAAACAAGAGAGCGCCCUGUGGCUAAACAGAUACCCAGCGUCCACCAAACCAUAG